This is a messenger RNA of Eruca vesicaria subsp. sativa (arugula), 1125 nucleotides long. NCBI's taxonomy places the organism in Eukaryota, Viridiplantae, Streptophyta, Magnoliopsida, Brassicales, Brassicaceae. The record is from the annotation of a GenBank genome assembly.
AUGGUUAUGUCUAGGGUUUUCUUUUCCGAUCUCAAAUCUGGUCGUUGCUCCUCAACCGUCGAGGUCCGCCUGCUUCAGUUCUGGGAGGCACGGAAUCCACGCCGUGGAGGGGAGUUGAUGUGGAUCGAUAUGCUAAUGGUCGAUGUCAACAAAAAACUGUUUCAUUCCUUUUCCAGUAAUGAAUCUGUCACUUUGAGUCUCUUCGAUGCCGAAGCUGUAGCUUUCCACCACAGGCUUGACAAUAUGUGUAUUGAUCCAAAGGUCAUUGUUGCUACCGCCAUCAAUCCCAAAAUGGUCGGAGGCCAUCUAUACCUCAAUGCAACCUCUGGAACACACUUAUAUUUUGACAAGGAGACCAGUCCAGGGGAUUUGGUGGCCAGAGACACUGGACUCCCACCUGUUGCACCCUCGCUGAAAGGAUAUGCUAAAGUGGAGACACUAACUAUCACUGAGCUCAAUACCUUCAUCAUCACGGCACCCUCACAGGCUAUUGACUUCCUAUGCACUGGAGAAGUGAGACGCGUUGAGUCAGAGAAAGGGUGGUGUUAUGUGGCAUGUUCCAAGUGCUCCAAGAAACUGCAACGUACAGUCAAUUCUUUCACGUGUGAAAGAUGUGUGAAUAGCCAUGCUGUUGGUUCCCUCCGCUACCGAGUUGAGAUGGCCAUUGCUGAUGACACAGCAGAAGGGAUGUUUGUUUGUUUUGAUGGUGUGAUGACAAAGUUGCAUGGUCUGAAAGCAAGUGAAGCUGGUCAGAUGCUGGCUGGAGAUGGUGUGAAUCCUGAAGACACAAAUGUUCCUCCCUUUAUUUCAGAAAUGGAAGGGAAAACAUACACCUUCCAAGUUAGGGUGAGUGAGUAUAAUUUCCGUGUGAACCACCAGACCUUUACCAUCACGCGCAUCCUGAAGAAUGAUGAUCGCCACCCGGUUCCCGACUUUGUGGAGAACGGAGGUGACAGUGAUGAUGGGAACGAUGGUGCAGGUGGUAAACAAAUCUCGGCUAAUCCUGGGGACUGCGGUGGCCGCCUUGGUGAUACAAUUGCCGUUGUCUCUUCUCCUCCCGGUGAUACUCCUGAUGAUUACCCGAGUUCCUCUUCGACUGUUGGGAAGAAAGCACGUCUCGAGUAA